GGUAAACCUAAAAUUUAAAAUUUGUGGUGAAUUUAAUGUUACUCAAGACAAAAAAAAACCUAAUAACUCAUUUUGUAAGUCUCUUUCGUAAUCAUUUUCAGUAUAAUGCACUGAGCAGACAUAGCUUUUAUCUGGAUUAAGUUUGUCCUCUCUUCUACAUCGAACUAUCCACUCGGUCCGAAUAGUUCAGGAUACUAGAUCUUUCCCUUUGGGAAAGCGAUGAAAAUUACAUUUUCCAGAACUUGCUUUUUCAUCAAAAUAGUUGUUAUUGCACCCAUAUAUUGCACAUCUCAUUCCAGGCAUACCUAACUAUUUUUUGACGUAACUUCUCCAACUAAAAAAGAUAAAAGAAAUGUAUUUCUUACCUUUACCUAUAUUAUUAUGUGUAAUAUUUUGAGCUUACCUCUUAACUAAUAACAACGCUCAUAAGCAACACGAACACAUAACUUUUAAGUCUUUGUUUAAGGUUAAAAAUACUGUUUUUCUUAGUUCUCGCCACUCAAGCACAUACAAUUUUAAAGGAUUUGUUAAAGCUUAAAAACACUGUUUUGUCCAAGUUUUUUUUUUACAGAAAUACAAUUAACACAAACAUAAGCGCUCUACUCACUAGUUUAAAUAAUUUUAAUUGUUCAAAGAACACAAAAUAUAAUGGUUUAAUACGCCUUCAAAUGCUUUGACACAAUACACAAAAACCGUUAGAGGACUUCGCUUACGUCACAAGCGACCACGCGCGAUCGAUAAUAUUAGCGAACUUACGUCUUAUGGGAUUGGGCAAUCCUAUUAGGUUUACGAUUCUUGGGUCAAUAUAUAUGGGACAAACAAACGUCACAAUCGUAGACGGCGUCGCUCUCUUCUCUUCCUCUUCUUUUGUAAACCAGGCCCUGUGCACAAUCGAUACGAACGUCGCGUCAAAAGCAACGACGUUAUUUUUAUUAUUUAGGCGCCUUUUUUUUCGUAUGACGCGCGGGUCAGUUAUAAUUAUCACGCGACAAACGUUAAUUGGUUAAUAUUUUCGCCUCCAAUAUUUUUAUUUCUGGCUCGUGCAGUCGUCCGCGCGUAGCGCUCGUGGUAUAUUAGCGGUCGACAAAUAAUUUGAUUAUUUGCGUCCCAGCUGGCUGUCAGCUUCAGGAAAACAUUUUCUCUCCGAUAGUUCACUCUUGGACGGGAGUUUAUAUCCGCCGCGAGGGAAGCAGCGAUGACAACAGAAGGAACGCUUGAGAAUUGAGGGUUUUUCGUUUAUCUCAGGCUUCUCAAGGCAAAAUAGUUUACGGACGCGCCCGCGCGCCCAGACGCGAACGACACCAUGAGAACGACCAAGGAGAACAGGUGAAAGGGUUAUGCCCUCUUCUCUGAUAUCGAGCACCCCUUACAAGGGGCUCUUCCUUUUGAUUUUGCUCUUCGUCGCCCUGGAAUAUUUCUUCAACACAGUUUCGGAAACAAAAUCGGCCAUUUUCAACUCCACCAAGUCAACCCUCCCGUCAAAAUCUCUCGGCUACGGGCCUCUCUUGAAAACGCUCCUCUUCAAAAACAACCAGUCGGUCGGCUCCGACGCCGCCCCCAUCUCGCCCGCGCCGACCCCGAAAACAACCGGUUUGAGCUACAUAGUUACGGUGUUGCCAAUUUUUCGCCCAAAUCUCACGACCAAUUCGGCCAACGUUGCGGCGUUGUUCGAAGUCGGCAGCGUCUCCGCGUCGCCUGAGAACGCGUCGACGACGUUUGGCGCGAAAUCUACCGACGCGCCCCCAUGCGGCGACGCCACCCCGAAUCUCCUGGGUAGACUGCAGGUGAUCAAAAAUCGCGUGCCUUCUAUCCGCGACUUGGAGAAGCGGUUCGCGUGGCUAAAACCCGGCGGUCAUUGGGCGCCCGACACUUGCACCGUCUCGAGAAAGGUCGCCAUCGUCAUACCGUUUCGGUGCAGAGGCGAACACCUGCUCGUCUUCCUCCAGCACAUGCACCCCUUCCUCAAGCGUCAACUACUGGACUACACGAUCUUCAUAGUCGAACAAGACGGCGACGGACCUUUUAACAGGGCGAUGCUGAUGAACGUCGGCUACGUGGAGGCCCUGAAGGCGCGCGCCUUCGACUGUUUCGUGUUCCACGACAUCGACUUGUUGCCCGAGGACGACCGUAACCUGUACACGUGUCCCGACCAGCCCAGGCACAUGAGCGUCGCAGUCGACAUUUUCAAAUACCGAUUGCCGUAUCCGGCGAUAUUCGGCGGCGUCUCCGCCAUCACGACCGAACACUUUAAACUGCUCAACGGUUUCUCGAAUUCGUUUUGGGGCUGGGGCGGCGAAGACGACGACAUGUCGAACCGUAUACGGUACCACCACCUCCACAUCUCGCGGUACCCGAUCAACGUCGCUAGGUACACGAUGCUGACACACAAAAAGGGCAAGCCCAGCCCUAACAGGUACGACAUGUUGAAGCAAGGUCUCAAGCGGUUCGACACCGACGGCCUGGUCAAUUUGAAAUACGACCUGGUCCAGAAGAAACGAAAACUGCUCUACACGUGGCUCUUGGUCGGUAUUCGUCCGCCCAGUUGAUAGAGCGCACGUGACGCCACCGUUACCUCGUCGCAAUCUCCUGUGGGACGUCGUUAUAUCCGCGUUGUUGGGACAUGCGUCAUAUUGACGUUGGAUCAACGUCGUUUUUCACAAUGUUUGUUUAAUUCAUUUGUCUCGGUCCGUUCGAAAGUGCAUCGAAUCUUAGCGUUUCAGGGAUAGAUUCUUUUGAAAGGAAAUUUUGUUUUCGACUAGUCGAAAGCCGCGUCCCCAUCCAUCCAGUAGCGCGCGUCCUGUGAUAAACCGCAAAUCACGUCUUCGUCGCAUUAAAGCUUCAAGAUAUUUUGCGACGUCGUACAGUGCUCUAUACCAUGGUAAAAAUGAGAAAUUUUCGCUUUUUUUUUACAUUAUUUCCUGAUAAAGGGCUGUCUGAAUUGUAGAAAGGAAUCUUCAAUUGAAAUCAGGUCGUCUUGUUUAAAUUGACAGUCAAG
This is a messenger RNA of Cylas formicarius (sweet potato weevil), 2995 nucleotides long. Its product is annotated as beta-1,4-N-acetylgalactosaminyltransferase bre-4-like. Gene Ontology annotation, molecular function: N-acetyl-beta-glucosaminyl-derivative 4-beta-N-acetylgalactosaminyltransferase activity. The coding region runs from base 1338 to 2546 and encodes 402 amino acids. The transcript has 6 exons. Gene Ontology annotation, biological process: glycosphingolipid biosynthetic process; carbohydrate metabolic process. NCBI's taxonomy places the organism in Eukaryota, Metazoa, Arthropoda, Insecta, Coleoptera, Brentidae. The record is from RefSeq and is a predicted model, not a curated record.